This is a messenger RNA of Ogataea haglerorum, 1374 nucleotides long. RefSeq lists its product as uncharacterized. Gene Ontology annotation, cellular component: membrane. The coding region runs from base 1 to 1374 and encodes 457 amino acids. Gene Ontology annotation, molecular function: protein binding. The record is from RefSeq and is a predicted model, not a curated record. The transcript is spliced from 2 exons. Lineage: Eukaryota; Fungi; Ascomycota; Pichiomycetes; Pichiales; Pichiaceae.
AUGCUAGUAUUCGUCGCCGUCAUCUUCCCGCCGCUUCCAGUGUGCAUCAAAAGAGGCCUAUGUUCGGCGGACAUGCUUAUCAAUAUCGCGCUCUGUCUAUUGGGAUACGUCCCGGGCCUUAUCCACUCAUGGUAUAUCAUCCUCAAAAACCCGGACAUGCUAAAUUACGACGACCUGGAGCGCCAGCAGAUCAUAAUAAACAUACCGUCCUCCCCGCCAGGUAUGGUGGUGUCCCGUCAGCCGGAUCGAACGAAAAUCCAGUUCCGCCACCCUGAACCGUUCCAGACGCCCCAUUCCCACAAUCCAACCUUGGUGGAACAGAAUCAACUCAGCCCGCGCUCGAGCCCGCUCCCUCUGAAUAGAGAAGCAAAUGAGCGCCCGUCAGAGACGAACCAGCCGUCCCAGCUGGCACAGAACGUGCUGUAUGGGUCCACGGCCGAUUAUACCCCCGAGGAGGCGCCGCCAAGCUACGACAACGUCAUGAACGAGACCGCCAAACAUCCAAACGGCAGUAUUCUUGCCACCGCGUCCAUUGACAGGACCAUCAAGCUGUGGAAACGGUCAGAGACGGGGGUGACGUACUGGAAGACGCUCGUGGGCCAUACAAAAGGCAUUUCCAGCAUUGAGUUUGCGCCAAACUCCAAGUUCAUCGCGUCUGCAUCAGACGAUCUCACGAUCCGAAUAUGGGACGUGAAAAGGGGCGAGCUUGUCCAGAUAUUAAGAGGCCACACGUUUCAUGUCACCGUUCUGAAGUUUCAUUAUAGAGGCUCUAUUUUGGUGAGUGGCUCUGCUGACGAAAAUAUCCGUGUCUGGGACCUCAGGAGAGCGAAAUGCAUGAAAGUUUUGAGCGCGCAUUCUGACCCAAUUUCGAGCCUGGACUUUUCCUUUGACGGAACCGUCAUCGUGAGCGGCUCGUACGACGGGCUCAUCAGACUGUUUGAUCUCGAAACCGGGCAGUGUCUCAAAACACUCAUAUACGAUAAAAGCGGCUCGUCGUACCCUGUGAGUUGCGUGACGUUCUCUCCAAACUCGAAAUACAUAUUGUCAAGCUCGCUGGACGGGUUUGUGCGGUUGUGGGACUACAUGAACAACAAGGUGGUCAAGACUUUUCAGAACGUUGACGGCGGCGCUGUGGCGGAAAAAUACAGUCUGGGGACCUGCUUUCUCACCUGUUUUGCGAGCCCGCUAGUGUGCUCGGGCGACGAGAAGGGCAAGGUGCUGAUGUGGGACAUCCAGAGCAAAGGGAUCGUUUGCCAACUGGAUACCGGUAGCGGCAGUCCUGUGAUGGAAGUGGAGCCUGUUGACAACGGGGAGCAGCUGUUGACAGUGUGCAUGAACGGACAGAUCAGGCUAUGGCAAUGCGAAGGCGAAUGA